AUGCACCGGAGCUCAAUUUUGAGUGCCAUAGCAAAGUGUCUGAAUACUUAUUCUGCAGUCCAUGAGGACCUGCUGAUAUCCGGUGUUGCUGGCGGGAGAGACUGGACCUCUGAAGCGGCUGGUCACAAAACCUGGCCACUGAUCAGGACCCUGGAUCAGGAGCAGUCACUGUUCCUUCCGGAGUCUGAACCAGGACUGAACCACGAGGGACAGAGACUCCACCACCACACAGAACACAACCAGUGGACAGGUGGACUGAAUAACCUCAGUCCUGGUGGUCAUCAGAGAGACAGAGGCUCCAGUCAGGGAUCCAGUCUGCAGCCCAGACCCUUCUCUUCACAGUCUCAGUGCAGGGAUGAAGCAGGACCUGGGGCUGAUAGAGAUAGACCCUCCUGUUCCUAUGAUACAAACACCACAGUAUCCAUGAUGAACAGAGCAGGUCACCCUGGGCUUCAGCCUUCACAGAGAGUGAUGGGAGACCCCCCUGGUGGUAGCCUAUCAGGAAGCCUGUCUUUUCCUUCAGAGUCUCGUCUAAUGCCUUGUGACUGGGUUCAUAGAAGGCCUGGGACUGGACCGGGGUCUAGCCUUCCUCGGUUACCUAAGGGUUACCCCACCAAUACAGACGGGAUCAGGAUAGGUGUUCACCACAAGAAGUACUUAGCCUAUAACACAGCGCACAAUCCCAACACCACCGAAACGAUGGCAAGAGGUCAAGGAGGGAGCUCAAAAGCUUCUGCUUCCGCCUCCUCUGGUGUCAUUGGGUCACAACGUGGCAAGCCAAAUAUUAGGGCAGACGCCGACAAGCCGUACAGCUGCGCCACGUGUGGGAAGCACUUCACCCGGGCAAACUAUUUGAAGGAGCAUCAGACAGUUCACACCAAGGAGAGGCCCUUCAAGUGCAAACUAUGUUACAAGAGCUUCCCCUUCCGGAGUAACCUUAUCAGACAUAGGAGUGUCCACAAUGGGGAGAAAUUGUAGCAGUGUGCCUUGAGAUGUAUACAGGGGAUGUCUGGGAACCAUUCUUUAUCUGACAUAGUUAUAUUGUGAAGUGUCUUGGGAUAAGAGGGUAAUUAACCACAUACCCCUCAUUAACCCUUUGUUAACUUGUAAUAGGCUUGUGUAAAUACCUGUUUUUAGAGUGACAGUAAAACUAGGCUAAAACAGUGUCAGUUUAAUAUUUACGUUAUUGACGUGAUGUAGAUGGAAUAAAGUUCUAUACAUUUCUC
This is a messenger RNA of Oncorhynchus gorbuscha (pink salmon), 1226 nucleotides long. Its product is annotated as zinc finger protein 233-like. The record is from RefSeq and is a predicted model, not a curated record. The coding region runs from base 1 to 978 and encodes 325 amino acids. Gene Ontology annotation, cellular component: nucleus. Lineage: Eukaryota; Metazoa; Chordata; Actinopteri; Salmoniformes; Salmonidae. The transcript is spliced from 2 exons.